Molecule: messenger RNA, 1155 nt
Organism: Brugia pahangi
Lineage: Eukaryota; Metazoa; Nematoda; Chromadorea; Rhabditida; Onchocercidae
Source: the annotation of a GenBank genome assembly
AUGAAUUCAAUUCAUGGAUUUUUGCGCCGAAUUUUAUCAAAUCGACUGAAUCUAAAUCGCGAUGACUUCUCAUUUGAACUACUUCGUAGCUCUUCAGCUCAAGAGCUAAAAACUUGCGAUAAUCCUAGGCAACAAUUAAUGUGGCCAAGAACAACAAGUAACUAUGAACAUUUUCAUAUUAAUACAACAAAUUUGGAUGGUGAUGAAAUAAUUGAAAUACUCGGUGAAAAUGGUGAAACAAUACGAAACGAUGAAACGGCACUUCUUGGAUUUACUGAAUAUACGUCGGAUGAGUGCAACAGAAUUGAUCCAUCAAUAGCAGAAACAUCAUUGAAUCGAGCAAUUGCUGAUUGCAACACAAUUCGUUGUAAUCCAUUUUUUUCCGAAGGAAUUUUAUUGAAAUGCAUUGAUUCUAAACCAUUAUAUCUUUACUUACAUUAUGCAUUAUUCAAAAAUCCUGAUCAUGAAAUGCGGAUUGCACAGAUUGAUCAAGCAAUUCAUAAAUUAAAUGAUCGACCAAAAUCACAAUUUGGUGCAUACGAUGAAAUUUAUGCAAUUCAAAAAACUUCAUCAAUUUCUGAUUACAAAUUACCAACACAUCGACAUGCUGGUUAUAUUAUUGUAUUAUUUAAACUUCUUGAUGGACAAACUAAGCAUAAAAAUCUUGAAAAGUCAUGGUUAAAUUGGUCAGGUGCAAGAGAAAUUUACAAAUAUUCACCAAGAAAUUGGAAUUUGCGACGAAUUGUAUUACAUAAAUUACCAGUAGCAAAAAGCAAAAACUUUCAUUCAUUUGCGUAUGUUUUAUUUUGUGAAUUUGGAAGCAUCUUAAAUCCAUUAAAUCGCUUACAAGCAUUAGAUAUGGUAGAACGAUUAAGGGUACGAAAUUGUGGUUACAUAUCACUUUAUCAGGUGCAAUGGUCAUAUGGACGUUUAUCAAAUCCUCAUGAAUUAUCAUCCAAUUCACAUCAAUUAUCAGUUUCAGAUGGAAGAUGGGAGAGAAAUCCAAUGUUACGCGGUUUUUCCCAAGAGGUUGAACCAACGACCAAUAUAUCGCAACCUGCUAAUAAUCAUAAAUAUAACGGUCAUUCGACAGCGACACAAAAUGACACACAUUCAUUGUUUCAUAGUUAUCAUCAUUUCAAUGAUUUUGGAUAA